Molecule: messenger RNA, 1757 nt
Organism: Scaptodrosophila lebanonensis
Lineage: Eukaryota; Metazoa; Arthropoda; Insecta; Diptera; Drosophilidae
Gene: TTLL15
Product: tubulin polyglutamylase TTLL4
Exons: 4
Coding region: 120-1640 (506 amino acids)
Biological process (GO): protein modification process
Source: RefSeq, a predicted model, not a curated record
ACGCAUCGCUAUAUGUUUAUGUAUAUUUUCGUAUUUUACAUUAUUUUUAAAGUACCUAAACUUAAAUUUUUUGUAUUAUAAGUUGAAUUAAACGAGACAAUAGAUCCAAAUAUUGUAUAAUGCCAGGAUGCAGUAACAAGGCCACUAAGGCGGAUAGUCAAUCCUCUACAGCUGUACCGACACGAUCGGUAAUAAUGUUGUUAGCAGCAUCCUUGACAACUGCUGUAAUUGUUGAACUCAUGCUCUACUACAGAAGUGAAUCUUGGGGCAAUUCGAAUAAUGCGACUACAGAAUUCAUUGCGCGAUCACCCACAUAUGCAAUUUUUAGCAAAAGUGAAUCUGAGGAUCAUUUGGUCCAUGUAAAAACAUUGUUGCACAAGUUCGGAUAUAAACGGGUAGAUAUUGACAGCGACUGGAACUUGCUUUGGGCGCAUGACUACCCUUAUGCCAAUUUCAUAAGUUUAAAGAGUUUAAGCGCAAAUCAGUUGGUAAACCAUUUCCCUGGUUGUGGUUACUUAACUAACAAAGUCGAUUUGAGCACCAACACUAAAAGGUUGACAUUUCUGCCCCAGGCGUUUCGACUACCAGAGCAGAGUGAGCUGUUUUUACAAUAUGCGCGUUCAUUUCCCGACAAACUUUUUGUUCAGAAACACAACGAGCACCGUGGCAUUAAAAUAAAAGCCUUCAGAGACGUCGAACUGAACAUGAGUGAUUCCUUCGUGCAAGAAUUUUUGCAAAAUCCCUUUCUAGUCGAUGGUUAUAAAUUUGACAUCGGCGUGUAUGUUGUGAUCACUUCCGUAAAUCCUUUACGUGCUUACAUUUACACUGGCGAUGUUUUGUUUCGGUACUGCCCUAAGAAGUACCAUCCAUUCGAUGCCGAGGACAUAAAUAAGUACAUUGUAGGAGAUGACUAUUUGCCAACAUGGGAAGUGCCAUCACUUCGUAAGUACUAUACUAAUUUUGGCGCUAGCAUGCGUGAUGCUUUUGAGGCUUACGUUCGUGAUCAGUCAAUGGAUCCUGCUGGUAUAUGGCUGCAAGUUGAACACAUCCUCCGUACCACAAUUCAAGAAAAGGAGAAAGAUAUAUUUGACACCUUUCGCUCAUACAAAACACAUAAUUUCUUUGAAUUAAUGCGUUUUGAUUUCUUUAUUGACGCGAACUUAAAUGUUUACCUCAUGGAAGCAAAUAUGUCACCGAAUCUUUCCUCGGCUCACUUCAAGUCCAAUUCUAUUUUAUAUAACCAGGUUCUUUACAGUGUUUUUAGCUUGGUGGGCAUUCGUCCUGUGAGCUCUCAUGACUACACAAAUUUCAUGUCGGCUGAAGUCAAUGAUAUAACAGAUGAUAAAAAUUUAGCCACUGGUUUAAAUAAGUGUGCCAAAUAUAAAUGCGACAAGUCUUGUAACCAAGAGAAUUGUAAUCUAUGUCUGCCUUGCUUGAGUGGAUCUGAUUAUGAGAUUAUAAAAAAGGCACAUCGGGAGCAUUUGCAUCGCGCCGAUAUGAAGCGUAUUUUUCCAAAGGAAAUUGCAAACUAUCGUGAUUUUAAUUUCACUAGUGAAACUAAAAAUAUGACCAGAAAAAAUGCUUGGAUGACACAAUGGUACGCUUAUAAAUGUGAAUAUGAUCGAACGUGGUGCUCUUAAAAUUAAGUAAGCUGUUAUCACAACUGUAAAAGUAAAUAUAUGUAAUAUACAUAAUUAAUAUCAUAAAUGACAAUAACAGAAAACAUAUUAUUUUUAAUAAACGGUGAUACCAACGUU